Messenger RNA from Capronia epimyces CBS 606.96, 885 nucleotides. RefSeq lists its product as uncharacterized. The record is from RefSeq and is a predicted model, not a curated record. The transcript has a single exon. Gene Ontology annotation, molecular function: 3'-5'-RNA exonuclease activity. Gene Ontology annotation, cellular component: nucleus. Gene Ontology annotation, biological process: U6 snRNA 3'-end processing. NCBI's taxonomy places the organism in Eukaryota, Fungi, Ascomycota, Eurotiomycetes, Chaetothyriales, Herpotrichiellaceae. Bases 1 to 885 code for a protein of 294 amino acids.
AUGCUGGUUGAUUAUUCAGAAUCCAGUUCGGACAGCGAUCAGCCAUUCAAAAGUAAGAAUGUUGGCACCAGGAAACGCAAGGCUGAAGAUGCUGCUCCCGUCCAAGUCGAGCCUAAACCGCCUCCACGGCUCCCAGCCUCCUUUCACUCUCUGUAUGCGGCAAACGUGAGGACUUCUGCCACCGAUGAUCCCACACUGCAUGCUGGCAGAACCCGUCAGGUACCUCAUGUAGUAGGUAAUUGGUCGACCCAUGUUUAUCUCGAGUGGUCUCCGUCCAAGACUGAGGUUGGGAUACUCGACAAGGUGCUCGAGAAAGCCGCAGAGGCCCUCGGUUCAGGCAGUGGUAUUGCUGGCACUCAGAUACACAGCUUUCUGCGCUCAGAUUUAGGAGCCCUGCUGCCUCUUCACGUGAGCUUGUCCGCUCCGCUUGUACUAAAGACGGAGCAGAAGAUUGCCUUUCAAGAAAGUCUGCUCAGCAAGUUGACCAAAACUCACCUGAAGCCGUUUACGGUUCACGUCAUUGGGCUGGACUGGGUUUCAAAUGAGACCCGAUCAAGGUUCUUUCUAGUGCUAAGGUUGACUAAGCCCGACAACGAUGAAUUGAACAUGCUCUUGUCAGUAUGCAACGCAGUCGCUCGUCAAUUCGGGCUCGCAACGCUGUACGAUAGUUCGAGAUCCCCACAGAAAAUCGAUAACACGCACGCGUUUCAUAUCAGUAUCGCCUGGACUUUGCAGCAGCCUGAUGAUCAAGCACAAGGGCAACCUGUGGAUAUCGGGGUCGAUGAGUUACGCGGACUUACGAUGAAAUUUUCCUUUCUGAAGUUGAAAAUCGGCAAUUUCGUGGCAGAUAUUCCAUUCGCAAAACACCGAGAUUGGGAACCAUAA